AUGGAGACGACGCCAGCGAGCGAGCCGACACACAGUAUGGAAAUUGCGGCGGUGAUGGCAGAGAUCCGCCAGAUGCGCGAGGAACAGACGCGCCGGGAUCAGGACUUCGCGGCGGCGUUGCGUUCCCGAGACGAGGAGCUACGCAUUCUCAAAGAACAGCUAAGUCACUCCGAAAAUAGACUUCUUGGGGGCGCGGAUUCGGGGCGCAAAUUGAAGCCCGACACCUUCGACGGGACGGUGUCGUUCCGCGAGUUCCUCGCACAAUUUAAUUUGGUCGCGCGCGCGAAUCAAUGGAGCGACGCUCCGAAAACCGUCGCCCUCGCCGCAAGUUUAAGGGGAAAAGCGCGCUCCGUUUUGGAGACUGUGCCGGAUUUCGAAAAUUUGGGGUUCGCAAAUUUAAUAUUGAAACUCGAAUUGCGUUUCGGUGAGGCACACUCGCAACAGUCUUAUUAUUCUCAAUUCGCGAACCGAAGGCAAAAAUUCGGAGAGGAUGUGGCCACUCUGGGGUCGGAAUUGGAAAGACUCGCACAGUUUGCGUAUCCCGAAUGCCCUUACGCCGUGCGCGAUAAGAUAGCCUGUGCGCAAUAUAUCGCUGCGCUUACAGACGGAUUUAUGAAGCGGACUCUCCAGUUAGAGGGAGUCUCUUCUUUAAAAAUCGCGAUUGAAAGAGCGAAAGUGAUUAGAAUAAUUCAAGGAGGGGAGGGUUUUGAAAGAAAGGCAGAAAUUUAUAGUGGAGGGGGCGGAGUAAGAAAUAAAGAGGCAAAUGGGAAAAAGGUACAGGGAGCGAAUAUGGGCAAAAAUCUCGCGGAAAAAGAAAAGGGGAGUAACGGACGACAAGAAGGUUGGCGCGAGGGAAAGUCCGCUGCGGGUCGGGAGUGCUGGUCCUGCGGGAAGGUUGGACAUUUCCGUUCGGAGUGUCCUGAUUUUAAGGGAUUCGACCAGGAGUAG
This is a messenger RNA of Vollenhovia emeryi, 948 nucleotides long. RefSeq lists its product as uncharacterized. The transcript is spliced from 2 exons. The coding region runs from base 1 to 948 and encodes 315 amino acids. NCBI's taxonomy places the organism in Eukaryota, Metazoa, Arthropoda, Insecta, Hymenoptera, Formicidae. The record is from RefSeq and is a predicted model, not a curated record. Gene Ontology annotation, molecular function: zinc ion binding; nucleic acid binding.